Messenger RNA from Cyclospora cayetanensis, 717 nucleotides. Its product is annotated as elongation factor 1-beta. Gene Ontology annotation, cellular component: cytosol; eukaryotic translation elongation factor 1 complex. The record is from RefSeq and is a predicted model, not a curated record. Gene Ontology annotation, molecular function: guanyl-nucleotide exchange factor activity; translation elongation factor activity. NCBI's taxonomy places the organism in Eukaryota, Apicomplexa, Conoidasida, Eucoccidiorida, Eimeriidae. The transcript is spliced from 3 exons. Gene Ontology annotation, biological process: translational elongation. Bases 1 to 717 code for a protein of 238 amino acids.
AUGACAGUCCCAGAAUUCGGAAAUCUGCGAUCUGACGCAGGUCUGGAAAAGCUGAACGCGUAUCUCGCGCCCCGCUCGUACAUUAGUGGAUACACCGCAACUCAGGACGAUGUUGCCACGGCAGCAAAGAUGCUGGGUGCCCCCAGUGCUGCGAAACUGCCGCAUGCCUUCCGCUGGUACAAGCACAUCACCUCCUUCCAUCAAAACGAGCAAGCUUCGUGGCCUAAAGGCAGCUUGAAGCAAGAAGCCAAGCAGCAAGAUGAUGACGACUUCGAUCUCUUCGGAGAUGACGACGAGGCCGAGUUGGAAAAGCUGAAGGCGAAGAAGAAGGAAGAAACGGCAGGCAAGAAGAAGAAGGAAGUGAUCAACAAGUCUUCCCUUGUUAUCGAAGUCAAACCAGCCAGUGCUGACAGUGACUUGGAUGAGAUCGUGCGAUUGGCAAAGGAUAUCACGAUGGAGGGCUUGACAUGGGGAGAGGCUGUCAAGAAGGUUCCGGUGGCCUUUGGGCUGUACAAGCUUCAGCUAUCUUGCGUGAUUUUGGAUGAUUUGGUGAACACGACUGAGAUCACGGAUCAGCUGGAGGCUCUUGGAAUGAAUGAAGAGCAGAAGGAGCAGCUUAGGAAGAGACAGGAGGGUGAGGAAGAGGAAGAGGAUGAAGAUGAAGAACCCGAGGGCCUUGUGCAGUCAGCAGAGAUUGUGUCUUUCAACAAGCUCUAA